UACUCCUUUAAGCACAAUUCCCCUCGAAACCUAUACCCAUACAAAUAAUUUGAGUGUAACGUCGAUAUGGCUACAAAAAUACAUUUUCAAAAUCUCAAAACUCGAGCCGAAAAAAAAAAAGAAAAUGCUUUUGCUGAGAGAGCAAAAAAGAGAUUGAGUGAGAGAAAUUUUAAGUAAAUUAUUUCAGCAUAGUUCUUGUAAAUGCUUUCACACACUCAAAAACUAAUAUACGAAAAUAUUGGAGACAUAAAGUAUCUAUCUAUCUAUCACAUUUAAGUAUCUAUGAAAAGAAUUUAUUUUAUUCAGUUAAUUUAGAAUACUCCUCUUGUAAUCAUACCACAAAGUGGCGGCAAUCAACGACACGUUCUUCACAUCAAAAAAAUUAUUUUUUCAAUUUUUGAGAUACAUUUUUUUUUCUGUCAUUUUCAUUUCGUCAAUUUAAAAUACCAAUUGAGUUAAUUUAUCGAGCAUUGAUUUACAUCAUAUAAUUGCUAGCAAAACACCAUUGAUCUCUUUGAUACAAAAUGAAAGCAUAAGUUGGACAUUUCGAUCAGUUACCGAUGGACAAGUAGUGAAGAAUCACGUUGAAGUUGAAAAAGUUCCUCUAAAAUUAUACCAAUACUUAAAAUAAUAUGGACUUUAAUUUUUAAAAUUUUCAAAACUGUUGUAAAUGUUAUAAGAAAAUUACUUAAAAAUAAAUAAAAUAAAAUAAAUACUUUUCCACAUGAAAAGAAAUGUGGCUAUGAACAAAAUUCUAGUGUUGUGCUAUUUUUAAAACAUUAGUCCUUAGUUUGUCACGGGCGCCAUUUUUGUGUCACGUAGCAACGUCAAGAGAAAGUUUAUUUUAUAUAUAUUUUUCACUCGACUCAAAUAAAGUAAAUAAUAAAAUAUAUAAAUGUAUUAAAAAAGUUUAGCAGAAAAAAAGAAAAAAGAAAAAAAAAUCUUAUAAAGACGCAAAGAAUUCGAGUGCGAUUUCGAAAGAAUAAAAUAUAAAGUGUGAAGAGACAAAACAGUGUUGCGAUCUUAAAUACAUACAUUUCUAUAGCAGCUUUUGAGAAACAUAAAAUUUUGUCGAAUUUAAGAUAAAAACAAGUCACAAGGCCUGUCGAAUUCUUUACGUCGCUGACUGUAAUCGCGGAUAAACAUUCGUGAAAAAAUACAUUCGUCCAUGCCAUGCGCGAUAAAAUCUCUCAACUUUUUUGCCUGCAGAAAAACACAUGCAAAUUUAAUUCAGAUAAUAAUCCAGGACAUAAUGUGCCAAUUAAAGCCGCGGCAAACGGGUCAACGGGGAUCAAUGGGUAUUUUGGGACAGAAGGGCCCGAAGCGACAGAGACCGACUCAUCAGGGACCGGGGGGAUGCGGAAGUCGUUGGAGGGGAAGGGCACAGCGCCGAACGACGCUAUUCACCUCCAGAGACGGGUGGGACUCCUCAGUGGGGUGGCUUUAAUUGUCGGAACAAUGAUAGGGUCUGGAAUUUUCGUGUCACCUUCAGGCUUACUGGUUCGUACUGGUUCUGUUGGUGUAAGCUUUAUAAUAUGGCUGGCCUGUGGUUUGCUCUCACUGUUGGGCGCUUUGGCAUAUGCUGAAUUAGGCACAAUGAACACUUCAUCGGGGGCUGAAUGGGCCUAUUUUAUGGACGCAUUCGGGCCAGCUCCGGCAUUUUUGUUUUCAUGGGUAUCGACAUUGGUGUUAAAGCCAUCCCAAAUGGCUAUAAUAUGUCUUUCAUUUGCUCAGUAUGCAGUGGAGGCUUUCGUUAGUGAAUGUGAUCCACCAACGUCGGUUGUUAAGAUGGUUGCAUUAGUUGCAAUUGUGAUGAUUCUGUUCGUCAAUUGUUAUAGUGUUAACUUGGGAAUGGCUGUACAGAAUAUAUUUACAGCUGCCAAAUUGGUCGCCGUACUGAUUGUGAUUUGUGGCGGAGCCUUUAAGCUAUUUCAGGGAAAUACUCAGCAUCUACAGAACGCAUUUAACGGACCACCACCGACAUUUGGAGCCAUAGCGACGGCUUUUUACACCGGUCUGUGGGCCUAUGACGGUUGGAAUAAUUUGAAUUAUGUCACCGAAGAAAUUAAAAAUCCAAGCAAAAACCUACCGAGGUCAAUUAUAAUUGGCAUACCAUUGGUAACAUUGGCAUAUGCAUUGAUUAAUAUCUCAUAUCUGGCUGCUAUGUCACCCACCGAAAUGAUUGAAUCUGAGGCAGUUGCAGUUACAUUUGGUAAUCGGAUAUUGGGCGUUAUGGCAUGGCUGAUGCCACUUAGUGUGACUAUUAGUACAUUUGGUAGUGCUAAUGGUACUCUAUUUGCAGCUGGACGAUUGUGCUUUGCUGCAAGUCGAGAGGGACAUCUUCUUGACAUUCUCUCUUAUGUACAUGUGCGUCGUUUAACACCAGCACCUGGUCUCAUAUUUCAUUCAUUAAUUGCAUCUGCUAUGGUGCUAUAUGGUACCAUUGAUUCGUUGAUUGAUUUCUUCAGUUUCACCGCAUGGAUAUUUUAUGGCGGUGCUAUGUUAGCGCUGAUUGUGAUGCGAUAUACAAAACCAAACUAUCCGCGGCCAUAUAAAGUGCCACUUAUCAUUCCAGUUUUGGUUUUGGUCGUUUCGGCGUAUCUUGUGGUUGCACCUAUUAUCGAUAAGCCACAAAUUGAGUAUUUGUAUGCUUUGGGAUUUAUAUUUGCUGGAUUGAUCUUCUAUGUUCCGUUUGUUAAGCUAGGAAUGACACCGAGAUUCAUGCACAAGGUAACUCUGUUUUUCCAAUUGCUCUUGGAAGUUGUGCCAACAUCAACUAUGGCCAUGUUCGAAUGAAUAUUCUAUACAGUUUAACCAAAAAAAAAAAAACAAAUAAAAU
Messenger RNA from Episyrphus balteatus (marmalade hoverfly), 2839 nucleotides. It is a transcript of the gene sbm, whose product is annotated as b(0,+)-type amino acid transporter 1. The coding region runs from base 1174 to 2796 and encodes 540 amino acids. Lineage: Eukaryota; Metazoa; Arthropoda; Insecta; Diptera; Syrphidae. Gene Ontology annotation, biological process: amino acid transmembrane transport. The record is from RefSeq and is a predicted model, not a curated record. Gene Ontology annotation, molecular function: L-amino acid transmembrane transporter activity. Gene Ontology annotation, cellular component: membrane. The transcript is spliced from 8 exons.